AUGGGUCAUCUAGCCCAAAACCUGGCGUCGGAUCAGUACCUGCCGCACAAACCCUUCCAGUUCACCUUCCCCCGUGGCCGCCCCCUCAUUCCGGGAACGGCCCCCCCAGCCCAGCGCGGGGUGGGAAGGGGGGAGCGGCCGGGAGGACGACCGGGACGACCGGGAGGUCGCGGGGAGCGACCUUCCCCUCCCGCCCUGCCCCCGGCUCCCCGCGGCGGGGCCCCGGGACCCUCCGAGACGCCCUCGCCGGGCCGGCCAUUGACCUGCCGGGCCGGGCGGGUGGGCGCAGGGACAGACGGCGGCGGCAGGGAGCCGAGCCCGGCCCCACCGGGCUCACCCACCUCCCCGGACCGCGUACUUAACGGCGACGACACCCUGCCGGGACCGAUGCCCACCCCACGGCCACCUCCCCGCACGGACGCCGGGCGGCUCCUCCUCCUCCUCCUCCUCCUCCGGCCGGGGAGGCCUUCGCCCGCCCUGCGGCCCGGCAAGCGGCCCCGGCCCGGAGAACCGGCCCGCCCCGGCGGCGCCCGCCGGGAUCCGCCCCGGGAACCGCGGAACGGAACGGAACGGGGCGGGGCGGGGCGGGGCCGGGGGCUGGCUCCUCCCCCAAGGGGCCCGCCCCGCCCCCGCGCCCUCCGCCCCCGAGCGCGCCCCACCCGUUCCCACGCGCGCCCCACCCGUUCCCACGCGCGCCCCAUCCGCUCUGCUCACAGCAUCCCGGCGCGCGCCCCCCGGCCCGCGCCCACGCAACCCCCCCGUCCCCGUCCCUCUGCGGGGGGAACGGACACGGAUACGGACACGGACACGGGCGCUCUGCGCUCCUGCCGGGUCCCGCCGCCCCCAGCGCGGGCGGAGGAAGCCGAAGCCGCCGCCGGGCCCCGCUCCCCGCUCCCCGGGCGCGUCCUCCGCCCGCCGGUGCCGAAGGAAAGCUCAAAUACAGUGAAUCAAAUCGCCCGCUCAGCUGUUGCAGGUGUUUUCUUUGGGCCAAUUCAAGAGAUCGAUCGUGCCGGCCCCGAGGGUCGCGGUGGCGGCGGCUGCCGGAGGGUCGCGGCGGGGGUGCCCCGCUGCCGGGCGGGAGCGGAGCCGCACAGCCCCGGGCGCUUCCCCGGCGGCGGGGCCCGCCGGUCCCCGGCAGCGGCUGAUGCCUGGAAACGGGCUUUUUGUUUCCAGGAUCUCCGACCGAAGCUUCGCCGACCUUAUUUGUGA
Molecule: messenger RNA, 1209 nt
Organism: Harpia harpyja (harpy eagle)
Lineage: Eukaryota; Metazoa; Chordata; Aves; Accipitriformes; Accipitridae
Product: translation initiation factor IF-2-like
Exons: 4
Coding region: 1-1209 (402 amino acids)
Source: RefSeq, a predicted model, not a curated record